Haemonchus placei is the source of this 928-nucleotide messenger RNA. The record is from the annotation of a GenBank genome assembly. NCBI's taxonomy places the organism in Eukaryota, Metazoa, Nematoda, Chromadorea, Rhabditida, Trichostrongylidae.
AUGUGCGUCUUUUCAGCAUGUGGACAGAUUAUCUUCGGUGUUGUGAUGAUCGGCUGCGUAGUACUGACUGCGAUACCGACAUUCAACGGAAAAUUUUUCUCAUGGGAUUGCCUGACCGACUGGGAAAAAUGUAAUCCUUUUGAACGGGAGGAGCAAGGGUACAUGAAAACAGUUGCCAUCUUCAUGGUCCUAGCGCUAGGCUUUGAAAUCAUAGCGCUGAUCUGGAAUCUUAUCGCUUUAAUUAUCUUCUAUUUCUUGACUAUUUGUAGCUCUUGUAGCGGCUCAACAACAUCCGCCGUCGGCGUUGGAGUUGACCCAAGAGGAGGGACUGGCCGGGAAGAUGGUGUCUCUCGGCGGAGAGGGCGCAUUUCCUCCUGGCUCAACCGUGCACUUCAAGACGGCUCUUGGUGCAUCACUUCAGGCUCAGGUGGUCUGCUUCGAUCCGGCUUUGAAGGUUCUUGCCGUUCGUGAUACAUCAAGUGGUAAACCUAUCCUGCGGAUGUUUAAUAUAGCGCUUAUUAGUGAGAUUCGGGAAAUAUCAGGGCCGGCUAAUGGUGAUUCACUAGAAACGAUGUUUUCUCCGAGUUCGAUGAGUAAUCAGCAGGUAGCUGAUCGGAGUGCAGUAGCGGAAAACCGUCGAUGUGUGGAAGCAAUGGAGACUGACGUCACAUUAGAUGGGCAAAGAGCAUUCAUUCAACUUCGGCGAACUCUUGACGAUGUUCGUUGGAGAGGCGAAGAGAUCUCGGUCCUAGAGCGUGUUGUUGUACGACCACCAUAUACACCUGAAAGUGCUGUAGCAUUACAGGAAGGUGACUCGCAAUCUCAAUCGGCACUUAUGCACGUUCGCAAGAUAUUGUCGAAGCCUUUCAUCCCCGAACAGAAGCUGACUGCAUGUUGUGUGGCUCCUGAAGGCAAUGGAGGUGUCUAG